Molecule: messenger RNA, 3546 nt
Organism: Elgaria multicarinata webbii
Lineage: Eukaryota; Metazoa; Chordata; Lepidosauria; Squamata; Anguidae
Product: cadherin-23-like
Exons: 30
Biological process (GO): homophilic cell-cell adhesion
Cellular component (GO): catenin complex; plasma membrane
Molecular function (GO): calcium ion binding; cadherin binding
Source: RefSeq, a predicted model, not a curated record
AUGUUUCUCAUACAGCAGCAAGAGGCAGGAACCAUGAAGUAUCAUUUUACGGCCAGGAACCUUUUCCUUGCGCUAUUGUUUUUGGAGUCAGUCAGUUUUGGCCUGAGCAAUCGAUUGCCGUACUUCAUAAAUUAUUUCUUCGACACAUACCUGUUGAUCAAUGAAGAUACUCCAGUGGGUUCAUCAGUGACCCAGUUGCUUGCCCGUGACCUAGACAACGACCCUCUUGUAUUUGGAGUUGUUGGGGAGGAAGCUAGCCGAUUCUUUGCAGUGGAAAGCCUGACUGGAGUUGUGUGGCUCAGGCAGCCCUUGGACAGAGAGACUAAGUCAGAAUUCACAGUUGAAUUUUCUGUCAGUGACAGCCAAGGGGUUAUCAAGGGGUCAGUGAAUAUCCAAGUGGGAGAUGUGAAUGACAAUGCACCAAGGUUUCACAACCAGCCAUACAGUGUCCGUAUUCCUGAGAACACACCUGUUGGAACUCCAAUUUUCAUAGUGAAUGCCACAGAUCCAGACCAGGGAGCAGGUGGAAGUGUGCUUUAUUCUUUCCAGCCUCCAUCCAACUUCUUCGCCAUUGACAGUGGCCGUGGCAUUGUGUCAGUCAUCCGAGCACUGGAUUAUGAAGUCACUCAGGCAUACCAGCUUCAGGUCAAUGCUACAGACCAAGAUAAAACCAAGCCCCUCUCCACUCUGGCCAACCUUGCAAUCACCAUCACGGAUGUGCAAGACAUGGACCCAAUCUUUAUCAAUCUGCCCUACAGUACAAACAUCUAUGAGAAUUCUCCUCCGGGUACAACUGUGCGCAUGAUAACUGCAAUUGAUCAGGACAAAGGACGUCCCAGAGGUAUUGGCUACACAAUUGUGUCAGGCAAUACCAACAGUAUCUUUGCACUGGACUACAUCAGUGGUGCUUUAACUCUGAAUGGGCCACUGGACCGAGAAAAUCCUUUCUACAGUGCUGGAUUUAUACUUACAGUAAAGGGAACAGAACUGAAUGAUGACCGCACACCUUCCAAUGCAACAGUGAUGACUACUUUCAACAUUCUUGUCAUUGAUAUAAAUGACAAUGCCCCAGAGUUCAACAGUUCAGAGUAUAGUGUGGCUAUUCCUGAAUUGGCCCAGGUGGGCUUCGCUCUUCCACUUUUCAUCCAAGUGCAAGAUAAAGAUGAGAACAUGGGGCUCAACAGUGUUUUUGAAAUUUACCUGGUGGGAAACAACUCCAACCAUUUUAUCAUCUCCCCAACUUCAAUUCAAGGAAAGGCAGAUGUCCGGAUUAGAGUCGCAGUUCCACUGGAUUUUGAGACAAUCUCUCGCUAUGAAUUUUCUCUGUUUGCAAAUGAGAGCAUGCCAGACCAUGUUGGCUUCGCUCGGGUGAAGAUUAACCUCAUCAAUGAGAAUGACAACCGCCCAAUUUUCAGCCAAGUCUUGUACAACAUCAGCCUGUUUGAGAAUGUCACUGUGGGAACUACAGUUCUGAGAGUUCUGGCAACAGACAAUGAUGUAGGCUCUUACGGAAAAGUCAGUUAUUAUUUCAGUGAUGAUCCUGACAGAUUCUCACUAGACAAGGACACAGGCAUAAUCACACUGAUUGCCAGGCUGGACUUCGAGACAAACCAACGCUAUACGCUCACUAUUAUUGCCAAAGAUGGGGGCGGGGAAGAGACUACAGGAAGAGUCCGCAUUAAUGUCCUGGAUGUUAACGAUAACAUCCCCACCUUCCAGAAGGAUUCCUAUUUGGGAGCUCUGCGGGAAAAUGAACCUUCUGUCACUCAGGUGGUCCGUGUGAGGGCGUCUGAUGAAGAUUCUCCUCCAAACAACCAGAUCACUUAUAGUAUUGUGGAUGCUUCUGCAUUCCGAAGUUACUUUGACAUUACUUUAUCUGAAGGUUAUGGAGUGAUAAGCGUAGUCCGCCCUUUGGAUUAUGAGCAAGUUCUCAAUGGAGUUCUUUACUUGACUGUAAUGGCUAAGGAUGCGGGAAUCCCAGCACUCAACAGCACUGUCCCCAUCACCAUCGAAGUGUUUGAUGAAAAUGACAACCCACCCACAUUCAGCAAGCCUUCCUAUGUCAUCACAAUCAUGGAGGAUAUCAUGGCAGGUGCAACGGUGCUAUUUCUAAAUGCCACUGAUUUGGACCGUUCAAGAGAAUAUGGCCAAGAGUCCAUUAUCUACUCUUUGGAAGGGUCUUUACACUUCCGAAUUAACGCUCGCUCAGGGGAAAUCACCACAACAUCUCUGCUGGAUCGGGAAGCUAAAUCAGAAUAUAUACUCAUUGUGCGGGCAGUGGAUGGUGGCGUGGGUCACAACCAGAAAACUGGCAUUGCUACUGUAAACAUCACUUUGCUGGACAUUAAUGAUAACUAUCCAGUAUGGAAGGAUGAGCCGUACUUCAUUAACCUAGUGGAGAUGACGCCCCCAAACUCUGAUGUCACAACGGUGGUAGCAUUUGACCCAGACCUGGCAGAAAACGGUUCCCUCGUGUACAGCAUUAGACCUCCAAAUAAAUUCUACAGUCUUAACAGCACCACAGGGAAGAUUCGGACAACGGGGGUUGUGCUGGACAGAGAGAAUCCAAAUCCUCAAGAAGCUGAGCUCAUGAGGAAGAUUGUGGUCUCCGUCACUGAUCGUGGGAGGCCACCGUUACGGGCCACCAGUAGUGCCACUGUGUUUGUGAACUUGCUGGAUCUCAAUGACAAUGACCCCACCUUCCAGAACUUACCUUUUAUCACUGAGAUUCCCGAGGGUCUCCCAGCAGGCUCCUCCGUCUUCCAGGUGGUAGCCAUUGACCUUGAUGAAGGCUUAAAUGGUCAAGUGACGUACCGCAUGCAGGUGGGCAUGCCCAGGAUGGACUUUGUCAUCAACAGCAGCAGCGGUCUUAUCAACUCCACAGCUGUUCUAGAUAGGGAAAGGAUCGCUGAAUACUACCUGAGGGUGAUCACAAGUGAUGCAGGAGCCCCGUCCAAGAGUUCUACCAGCACUCUCACAGUCAGAGUUUUAGAUGUGAAUGAUGAGAAUCCCACCUUCUUCCCGGCAGUCUACAAUGUAUCACUUCCAGAAAACAUCGCUCGUGAUUUCAAAGUGGUUCGCCUGAACUGCACUGACGCAGAUGUGGGUCUCAACGCUGAGCUCAGUUAUUUCAUCACAGGUGGGAACCAGGAUGGAAAGUUCAGUGUUGGCUUUAGAGAUGGGGUAGUUAGAACAGUAGUCAAUCUGGAUAGAGAAACCGUGCCAUCCUAUACACUCAUCCUAGAGGCCAUUGAUAAUGGCCCCACAGGAAAACGGAGGACUGGGACAGCUACCGUAAAUGUCAUUGUACUGGAUGUUAAUGACAACAGACCAAUCUUCCUUCAGAGCAGCUAUGAAGCUACUGUUCCUGAAGAUAUUCCAGACUACAGCAGCAUAGUACAGGUGAAAGCCACAGAUGCAGAUGAAGGUGUGAAUGGCCGCGUGUGGUACAGGAUUGUCAGAGGAAACAAUUUCAACAACUUCCGGAUCAACCCCAGCAGUGGACUGGUCAUGCGGGGCUUACGGCCCUUGGACAGAGAACGCAAU